CGUACCUGACUGCUUACCCACACAGGCACAACAAAUCAAUCGCAACAAACACGGCAAGCUUUAAUCAAACUUUAAACUCUCAGCUAUGCUGUUCUCCUGCUGCUUUUCUUCCACUCAGCGUGCUUGAAUUAAGUUUACUGACUGCCCACAUUUAAUAGGGUUGCCACAGAAAAACACUUUGCCCAGUAUACAGGCCAAGGAAACAAACAAGGAUAAUAAAAAGAAGAGACUGAACAACAAUAGAUAGAGCCAGGAGGAGGGGGCUAAAGAUCAAGCUGGAAAUAUGGAACCACUUACGCCUUGAGAGCGCACCCUAUAAAGGGUUAAAGAUGGCUACGGGAUAAGUGGAGCUCGUUUAUCGCAAAUUUGACAGUGGUAGUUAAAUGGUGAGUUUUCCCUCUGAGCUGCCAGUCUGGGAAAGCAGACAAGGCUCUCUGCUCUCCUCACCUCCGGUCUUUCCCCACUCUCCCAUGCUCUCCUUUUGUUGUUUAUGGCUGCCUGUCUCCUCAUCUUAGCCUUUAAAUCCUCCUCGUGAAGCUGGACAAAAGGAGAAGAGGAUUUUCUCAUCUGUCUCUGCUCUCUUCUCGCACCAUUACACUCUCUAUUUUUCAUCGCUGCUUUGGGCCUGCAAGACUAUCUUCUCCACUUCAUCGCCAUCCAUCCCAUCCUCUUUUAACCCCUUUUCCCCCUCCUUGUCUCUUUCUGUCCCUCGCUGUGGAACUAAAAUCUUCAACCUGCCACCCCUGGAGUGCUCGCAGAUGUCCACAGCCUGGCGCUGAAGCGGGCACUUGCCAGUAGCCCAGAUGCAUUUGCGACUCGUUGCCAUUGUGAUGUCCUUCCUAUGCGAGGUGAUCAAAAUGGGGUCUGGCGUGGUGCAGAAGCAAAGCGCUCACAGAGAGACAUCAGAGGACUGUCGGAGCUGUCUGGAGUGUUCCCGUGACAACGGCUGUGUGCGUUGCCCCGAGCGACUCUUCUUGUUGCUGCAUAGGGAGGGGAUGUCUCACCAUGGAACUUGUCUCCACGCCUGCCCCGCUGGACACUACGGACAGAGAGGAAAGGACAUCAACCGCUGCAUGAAGUGUCGGUCUUUGGACUGUGAGCACUGUUUCAGCCGGGACUUCUGCACCAAGUGUAAGCCCGGCUUCCAGCUGUACAAAGGCAAGUGUCUGACCCGCUGCCCAGGAGGAACCUUCGCCCACCAGACAGACUGCGUCGAGGACUGUCUCCUGGCUCCGUUGGGAGAGUGGAGCGACUGGAGCAUCUGUUUGCGUGACGGCGUCCCCUGCGGCUUCAGGUGGGGCAAGCAGACCAGGACCCGGGGGCGCGUGCAGUCCGGGAGAGUGCUGGAAGAGAAAGCGGCAUCAUUUUGCCCGUCCCACAGCGAGACACAGAGGUGCAGGAUGAAGAAAAAGUGUCCUACAGAAAGAAGAACGAAUAAAAAAGGAGGAUUUGGAAGGAAGAAGGAGAGAAAACAACAGCGGCUCGCCAACGACAACGUCGGCAACUCGCCGAACGGAACCGCAGACUGGAGGGACGAGACGGACGCACAGCUCAACGCCACACCUGACACGUGUUGGAAUAUGAGUCGGCCGACGUCAGCGGGAGCUUUGUAACCUGAGAGCACGUCAGUGUUUCUGUUCAGCUUGUACAAUCUUUAUUAACUCGCACUGCCAUUCACCACAAUCUUGUUUACUGGAAAAAUUAACAAAUAAGUUGAUAAUAUGACUAAGAAAUUCUUAGGCUGUGUUCACACUUGGCGUCUUUUUUGACAAGAAAAAGUUGACUAGGGCGCUUUUGUAGUAAAAAAAAAAAAGAAAAAGUAGCAGCAAAGGUUUCAAAAAGCAGCCGAGAGCGUCUUUUGUUGCUAUAACAACAGCUACUGUUACAGUAUCCUAGAGUUCUAUGUGGAGCGGUGCUAACGUUAGAUAAAACAAAGCGGUGGAGCGAGCUAGAAAAAGAACAGAGAGAGAGAGCAGUGCUGCUAACGUUACAUAAAACAAAGCGAGUUCCCUGUACAGAGAGCACCUGGUGAUAUCAUAUAACCCCCUGUGCUCCGACUCCAUUUUUUCGGAAACGAUAGGUCUCGCUACUCCGCUUGUCACUGGUCGGCUGUCAAAUACAAUCCUCCAAAUAGUCCCAGAAAUUCCAGCAACUACGAGAUUAAAGGUGCCCUGUGGACAUUUCUUGUAAACAAAGUUUCUGUUUGCAUUCAGUGUUUCUCACUUAGACACAUAUAAUAAGUAAUAAUAAUAAUAAUAAUAUCGUCACAUUCGAUGCUAAUCUAAAACUCUGCCUCUGGUGUGAUGUCACCUGCAGAUGACUAUUAGGUGCAGCAAAUGCAGUAUAUAUCUAAUUUAAAAAUAACGAUUCAGUUAAAGAUGAUAGGCUUCUGAUGUGCAGUUAGUGAACCGUUUGUGAAUGU
This is a messenger RNA of Sander lucioperca (pikeperch), 2422 nucleotides long. It is a transcript of the gene rspo4, whose product is annotated as R-spondin 4. Lineage: Eukaryota; Metazoa; Chordata; Actinopteri; Perciformes; Percidae. The transcript has 6 exons. The record is from RefSeq and is a predicted model, not a curated record. The coding region runs from base 804 to 1613 and encodes 269 amino acids.